Molecule: messenger RNA, 930 nt
Organism: Suillus fuscotomentosus
Lineage: Eukaryota; Fungi; Basidiomycota; Agaricomycetes; Boletales; Suillaceae
Exons: 2
Source: RefSeq, a predicted model, not a curated record
AGGGCAUCAUAAAUUCCAGUGUCAUCUUCGAGGAAUGCAUACCUAUGCAGGGAAUCACUGGAAAACACAGCCAGUCUAGUUACACGCAUGGUACUUGUAUAGACGUGCACAUCCAAGACAGGGUGGUGUGUGCGUUCGGGCUUGGUCGCGACCAUUUCUUUUUAUGACUACGAUCACUGCAUAAUUACUACUUACUGCUCAACUUUAACAAGAAACAGAGUCCACUCAGCCAUGGAUACACGGAUGGGCCUCGCGAGGGGUCCACCAGGCGUAGCUACUUUGACGCGGCUGUGACGCACCCCGACGUCAUUUUUAGCCACGUCAAAAUCUCCUAACUAAAGGAGUCAAACCAGCUUCAAGGUCUCUUACUCCGUACAUCAUGGAACCUCCUACUCCCAUUUCAUUUAGAUUUAACGACCUUCCAACUGAGCUCGCCCUCAUCAUCUUCAAGCAUGCGGCACAACCGCCUUUUGCUCAAUAUGUGCCUUACACCCGAGACCCAUACUCAUCUGCCCUGUCACUAUGCCAGGUCUCCAAAAAUGUCAGGCGCGCUGUGCUGCCUGAGCUUCUGCACACUGUACUAUUGUUGACACCUCGCCACCUACUCGCUUUCGUACGGGCUCUGCGUAUGCAGAAAACAUAUAUCGAUCAACAACAUGAUCUAGCUUUUGAUUACGCACCUUGCGUGCACAGGAUGUCAAUUGGAGAGUUUCGGGGGGCCGUGCACAUCCCAGUUCCCUAUACACCCCCUCCUAUGCCAGAGCUUGAAUGCGAGUUCGAUAUCGAUCUGCUAGCUCCAGUGAUUCUCGGCGUAUCGUCCCUCACAAUCGACUCUAGAAGUCUAGAUCUUCUUACAAGGUGCCUCAAACAUCUGUGUAACUCCGAUGUCAACUUAGAUGUCGACCACAAAAAAUCUCUGUUUCCUUUGAG